This is a messenger RNA of Amoebophrya sp. A120, 8089 nucleotides long. The record is from the annotation of a GenBank genome assembly. Lineage: Eukaryota; Dinophyceae; Syndiniales; Amoebophryaceae.
AGCCACGGUAGAGAAAAAUGAAAAAAUUAUGAAUCAGUACUUAUCAUCUUCACGCCUCAUCUCUUUCCAUUAAUAUUCAGCAGUUUGCUGCUAUCACGAAGUCGGAUGAAUAUGUUUCGCUAAUUUUCUGCCACGUUUUUCUGAUUCGUGCCUCCGGACGACGAACUUUUACACGGUCGGUGUCUGAAAAACUGGACUUCUGUAGUAGCAGCACUGCUAUCUUCGCCACCGUUGGUUUCGCGAAAGCGAUUAGGCGCUCGUCCCUGCUCCUCUGCAUCACCAGCUUUCGUCAGAUCCUGUGCCGAAGCCACUGACCUGUAGAAAAUUGGACCAGCCAGGAGUUCGACGCCCAGGGUUGACGCGGACGACGUGAUGAUCCGAAGCUGAAAUACCUCCCGUUAGCGAAGUAAUCCGAUUCGGACGGAAAAAAGAGCAUCGUUAAAGCGCAUUGCGUGUAGUUGCGGUAGCUGAGUUUCCGCAUUUGGACUUUUCUCCGCGCGACGCGUUUGUCCGAGGCCUCUUCGUCGACAUUCUGGGUCGUCACGCGCAAUAAAGGUUAGUAGCAAAGUCUUCACUGCGCCAAACGCUACACCUACCAGAGACGCGAGCAACUACGUGGGACACCUUGCCUUUUCAGCUUUUCCUGCAGUUCGGCCUGACCGUUGCUGGAUGCAGCUGCAGCUGAGCGUGUAGGGGUCGAUUUCAUCUCUACAGGAACCCCUUGGUGACGUGUUUCGACGAAAAACCCACUCGCGUACUUACUCCUGCUGGAUCGCGGGUCCUUCGCGAUUCAGUCAAAUCCGCGUGGUUUGCGCAAGACAAACUGUUGGAUCUUCAAGAGUCACUGCGCUGUCUGUGCAGUGUCAGUCGUUUUUUGCGACGAGCUCUUGCGUGAUAGGACGCAGCAUCGUUCGCGGACCACUCUGUCGUCCCGGACACCAGUGAUACAUCAUGGGUGCAGAAAAGCCGAGUAGCACGAGCGGGCCCAGCAGCGGGGCCAUGGGCGCCAAAGAACGAAUGAGCAAGACUUUCACGGUAUCUCCGGGGAGCGCGUGGACGAGCCUAGACCAGAGUUGGCACGAUCUUGUGUCGAAAUCAGAAGUUGUACAUUUUGAUAUGGCAUGGCGGACAAAGAUAAUACUUAUCUGAUAUUUUGAAAGCAUGACUCGAUAAGCAUAGGUUGCCCAAUGAGGAUACCUAAUGUAUAGAAGACAACCUACCAUGCCAGUGCUGGUGCCGGGACACCUUUCCACUGCAUACAUGGCGGGCUUUCCAGCGCAGUCCUUCAAAACCGAUGGCUUCGUUCCGAACUACGACACGUUCGUACCCAGGGAAAAAAGUCGUGGGUGCGAGUCAGUAUCGGCCUGUGUGGGAAAAGUGAUGUCAUGAAGUAGAUGUGCUGUCACAUUCACUGUGGAGGUGGCCAUGCACAAAAUCUAACCGUAUUGAAGACUACUUGUUCGUUUAUGUGCGAGUUUGUCCUCCGGAUCCGGUGCAUGCAAUUUUUGGGAAUAAGUCAACAUUAUUCGUCCAUAAGUCGUGCUAAUAACUAGCACCUACGCACUUUUGAAUUUUGAUAGCAGGGACAUCAGCACCACAAGAAUCCGUUUCGAGACAAGACGAAAUUUGAGGAGGAGAAGGAAAACAACUACUGGAAAACGGCUUGUCCCUGGGGUAUAAUCAAGACGAUAAAUUAUAUCCUGUGACAUGUAACCCUGUGACAGGAUUGGUCUUGACUUGAAUGAGAAUAUCGUGGAGUGUGCUGUGCAUGAUGGGCAAGCUCGGGUUUCUACCUUAGUGAGCAUGCGCCUGCCAGAUCAUGCCUUCACUUAGUGUGCCGAGGGCUGCUUUUGAGUAGACUGCAAUUUUUAGACACGUAUUCAGAUGAAAUCUCGUUUCACAUCACAACAGGUACCAAUGCGAAGCAUCAGGUUAAUCCCACACGAACAAUAUGGCGAAAAAGAAACCUGAACCUCGGACAAUACCAUCAUGAUCACACAGGAAUGUUGCAUUUUGUAUGGUGAAAACCAUUGACGUUGUAAGUGCAAUCACAGCUCCUGCUCAGGGUCAGGAAAUGAAAUCGUUUGACUUUCCUAAAGCUCAGAUGCUGAUGCUUACAGAUUCCCAUUCCACCACACAUCCUAAAGUUGAUGAGAUUCCCAUGGUAAAACUAAAAGUUUUGUCAUCAGGUCCCUUUUCUCGCAGGAUAACGGAUGUUAAUGGAAAGCCGAAAGCAGCAGGCCGUUCCCCACAUUUCGUAUGACAUCGACGGAGAUGGCGUCGUGGGCGCGCGUGACUACUUCAUCGGGAAAAGCUACGAGAAUGUACGCAGGUGUGAGAUCGUUCCAGAAAAAAUGCAGACGUCUGCGAGAAGACAGGCAGGUUUUGGCUAUGUCGCGCGAGACCGCAGAGUUCUUUGUCGUGUCUGUCAUGCACUAUAACGAGGACGUUGUUUACAAUUACAUUUACUAGCCAUAUAGUUACAUCUUCUGUCAUGUUGAUGCUAUCCUUUUCGCAUUCGCUUAAGAGUUGUUUCAUGCGCAAGACAGCUGUGGUGCGUGAGUGACAACGGACGGCUUUCAGCAGGCAAGGUCUACAGAGUUCUUUCUUCAUUGCCGGUUUCUCACCUGAAACCGUCAUAAAAGUUUCGACCACGACCGCGAUGACCGAUUGAACGAGCAGGAGCGCAAGGAAGCCAUCAAGGCACUGAAGAACGGGUGGCUCGACCAGUACGGGAUAGAUCCGCACUUGAGAGGCAGUAGCAUGAAGGUAUUUGGCGAUUUGCAUGCGAACGUAUCGAUAAAGACAAAAGGGGUUUUAAUGUCUCCGCGUAUUGUAACUGUUGUAAAUAAACGCUGCCCGGAAUCCGAAUCAGUAUGAGGAUGCGCCGCUUGUGGGUACAAGACGUGGGAGAGACGCAUACCCAAGAAGAAAGGGCGUCUUCUAGAUCGAGAGCUCAAACAUUGUGCCUCUCAUGCCUCUCAUUUCAUAUCCCGUUUUCUUUUGGUCACGACCAAGCCGGAAGCAAGCGACCGUAUCCGGUACUGAUUUUUACCAGACUGAUUGAUUGUUUUUUGGAAGGGCAUCAGCGGGUUGUUCGAGUACUAGAAAAUCAGAAAGAGAUGAAACAUUAUUUUUGCAUGAUUUUAAUAGAAGCAGUGUGCGGCGUUUUUUGCUGCGAUAAGACAGAUGUGAUGGAAACGUCUUCCUCUUCCACUCAACAGAUUGUGCAGCGGCGGGGUAAAAUCAUGAACAUUGACAACGGUGUAUCAAAAGGAAAAAUCCCCCCUCCCCAUAUCGAAAUGGAAAUCUGUGAUGCAGGAUUUGGGUACACAUAUCGGAUCUGUCUUGCGGUAAGGCAUCGCAGCCAGCUCCUCGGCCUAGGUAGGGGCGUAUAGGUCUAGUUGCUUAGCAUUGCAAACGGGUGCCCCCUAGGCGCAACAGCAUGCCAAAUCGCUUCCAUAAUGGUGCGGAAGCCUCUGCGCCUGUCUUCUUGCAAGACAGACGUGAUUUGUGACCUCAAAUCAGCAACACAAAUUUUCGGAGACAUACCUUUUCGAUAUGGGGAGGGGGGAUUUUUCCUCUCAAUACGGUGCGGUGAUGCAGGAAACCUACCCUCCGCACUGGUAUCAAAUGUAAAAAUGUCUGGGUCUGGAAAGGUGGAACUUGUGAUGCUGCAUUUGGAUGUCAAAAAAAUCUGUUUUGCAUGAGCUGCAGAAGGAGUCUAAUUUUUGUUACGCAGAGAGGGCAUCUGUCAUGCGGAAUAGGCAUCAAGAAUCCCUCAAAAAGCCUGUGAUGCUAGAGCAUGCAUCACAGACAUCAUGGCUCAUGCAAAACGUGCAUGACAGGUCUCAAAAUCUUCCAGACCCAGACAUAUUUGCAAUUGAUAACUGGAAUGCCGAUGUGAAGCCGAAGCACCGCACGUUUACCGAAAUCCAAAAUGACCGGACAGCCGAACUGAAGAUGGCAGCCAACGAUGCUAUCAAUAAGUGGUGUGACGACAACCCGCGGGUAAGAGCUUUAUGUUUAUACCUCUUGUAUGAAGCUGUAUCCAUCGACUUCAAAUGUUGAUACUGAUAGAACUCAGAGUUUAUGAUUUACUUUCGUAUUCCUGUGAGUUCGCGGCAUUUGUUCUAUGUAGAUAGAUGUUCGUCCUCUUCUGACUUAAAUAAAUGCAGAUGGUGCACGAGCUUCCGGUGGAGCAGGAAUUUUCGGUGAAGAACCCGCCAAUACAAAGAAUAAGCGACAGGGCGGAAGCCGAGCAUCAGCAAGCGCGCGUCCGUGCGGGCCUGCAGCCCAUCCCAACGUACAGAUUUUGCUUUGCUUUAUCUAGCCCGAAGGAGACCAGCAGUCCCCGUCGGAGAACGCUGGACGUAGCAGCAGAUCAGUGGCAAGUGUGGGAUUCGAAAUAUUCGAUGUUGGAAAUAAGUAGGAGAGUGAAAUGGUUUUGCACAGGUUCAUUAAUCCGGAUCGCGAGAUGCGUACACCAAGUUUAGAAUACAACGAGGAUCCGGAGUUUAAGUCACGCAAGGAGAUGCUGGAGGUACGGCGCGCGUUGAAAGUUGCCGACCUCGAGGCGCAACGGAGGCACGGAGAAGAAAACUACAUUCCGCUUUCCGUCCGCAAGUCGAAGUACGAAAUGGCGGCAACCAAGUUCCGUGCCAGCCAGAAAAACGAAAAAACAUUCUCGCAAUUGUACUUUGAUGAUUUGCGUAUAGUAGUCAUUUCAUUCAUGAUGUUACACGUGAGCGUUGGCGAAAGCUCAGCUGAUGUAGAGAAUCUCUACCAACUGGCACUACGCGCAUAUUCACAGGAAAGAGCAGCGCAGGCGCGAGCGCAUCGAGUAUGACAGGCGGCACUUUGGAACGAACGAUAGAACAGAGUAUCGCUAUUCGGAUCAGGAUCAGUACUGGUUUGAUCUGGUGCAAAGGGUAACGAACCCCGCGGCACUCGAAAAGGUGCACGGCAAGACCAAGAACGACUUCCAGCGGGCGCGCAGCGUCCCGGCACCAUGUCUGAAGAUCACAGAGCAAGUAUCCCACGGGACAUUUUGUUGAUGCCGAGGCCAACAAGUUGGAGAACAUCUGAAACCUCUCGUGGCCGAGCUGCGCAUUUGUAGUCUUGCAUUUUGACGAGUCAAGCAUCAGUGUUGGUGCGCCAAUCAAUCUUUCCAAAUAAAAAUAAUCGACGCAAGGCAAUCGCAUCGCAAGUUCGCCCUAAUUCGAACUGGGAUGCCAGCUGGUUGCUUGUAUGUUGUUUCUUGCAUGUUCUUGCAGCGUUUUUUUGAGUCACUGUAAGUUUCGUCAGAUAUGCAUUGUGAGUCUGCCCGGGCGUCGUGCAUCAGUUUUCGUCGCGAUACUCGAUACCCUACGAAAGAGAAACGGAAAUUCAGCCGCAGGACGAGAACAUCGACCUUCCCGACAGCAUCGAGGGCUCGGUACGCAUUUCUGUUUGGUCAGUAAGAACCAAUCCACGCGGCGUGCGCCGCGUGGGAAAAAAUAAAGCAGCUCUUCAGCGUAGGCCCCAUUUUAAUGCCCGUCUGUCCUGAAAAAUUUUCGCGCUCGGCUUUGUCGGGUCUAAUAAAGUGGCCGCGUUUGGCUUCUCUCGAAGUGGCCAAAUUCGAGAGAAAACAAAGACGGCCAGGUCUGGCUUCGUCUCUACUGAGGCCCAGACUAACAAACAAGCAACGAGGUCGCUUCUCGCUUUACAAUAGUGGCCAGCUUUGGCGGCUUUUAUUUCGGAGGCCCGGCCAGAUCAGAAAGAAACCAGGAAAGGGCUCGCCUGUUGUCCGCUACCUAGCCAGGCCUCGCUUUUUGCUUUUACAAAAGCGGGCAGCUUUGGUUUCUUGUCAAAGUGCCAGGCGCUUCCUGAGCGACGGGAAUCGCGACAGCAGUGCGCGAAGCAUCUAAAUGCGAACGAGGCCCAGUCGCGCUCUUUCCACGCGGCGCGUUAGUCGCAGAAGACGUUUUUUGGGUUCGCAAGAUUGCGGAAAGCUGCAGAAAGCCUUCAGAAGAUUUUUGGACCUUCAAAAGAACUGCAACCUUCUGAAGGCCUUCAGGAAGGUUUUUUGACCUUCUGAAGGUCAAAAAAAAACUCGCGACUUUUUGCAAUUUUUUUUGUAAAAAACGCCAUUUUUUUCGUUCGGCCUUCAGAAGGUUGCAAAAAUUGCACCUUCAGAAGGUGAAAAACCUUCAGGAAGGUCAAAAAUGAACAGCUGACAAACCUUCAGAAGCUUUUGUGCAUCAAAAUUCUUCUGAAGGUUUCAAAAACCUUCCUGAAGGUCAAAAUUCGACAAAAGCUUCUGAAGGUCUGAAAAAAAAAAAUAAUUUGCUCGAAACAGGACCUGAAUCCGUUCCGAUUUUGUGUCUUUUUCAAAACAGCCAUUUUUGAACCUUCAGAAGAUUUUUGUUUUCUUCUGAAGGUUCUUCUGAACAUCGACCUGCCCGACAGCAUCGAGGGCUCGGUACGCAUUUCUGUUUGGUCAGUAUGUUGAUUGGGAUUGACGAGCAAACCCUACUUCUUCUUCCCCUUGAUGACUUCUUAAGUAUUCCCCUUGGUUGAAUAAGUAGUGUCUUCGUGCUUCUUGGUCAUCGAGUGAGAAAGCACGGAGUAGAACAUGUCCAAGAGUUUAUAAAUAUGUUGAAACAACAAAAACGAACGCAGAACAUCCAAGAACGCAAGAGCCGACUGAAAUCUUGGAACCCGGGUGGAAUCACGAAGUACAAGUACACGACAGAAGUGAUCAAGUCCGGAGGUUUGAAGAACGCACCGCGACUGUUCGAUACCUUGCAGCCCGAGAAACUCAGCUAUCCAAAUAAAGAAAAAGCGCACUAUUAAUAUUUGCUGUUUCGUUUCUAUUUUUUCGUGGCAGCCGUGCUGCAUCAGAGCGAAUUACGUUGCUGUCUGAUGUGAUGCUGAUCAUCUAUCGUCAUGUGUGCCUGGCUGUGUUGUGGCAAAUAGAGUAACUAUUGGCGCUCCAAGGAAAAUAAAACGGGGGAGAAUCUGCACCAGCCUCCUAGCGAGAUACACAAAGGAUUGUGGUAGUACAUCCUGUGAUUGUGGACUGUUCUCUGUUGGAUAUCGCUGCCGUUGACUUCAUACCACUCGAGACGUAUUCCAGCUUCAACGUUAUCCGCCACGACGCCAUGAAAAAGCACGCGGAGUUGAAAGCUCACACAAAAGCGCACGGCAUGGUAAUGUUCGUUUGUAUGAUGUCAGGAUGAUUUUGAUUCCUCUUCGGGAGAAGCCUAUGGGCUAGUAGGAAUUUUUUGAAUUCAUCAAUUCAUAUUGCAUGAGCUUCUGCAUCUGCUGCUACUCGCAUCAUAAAAAAACAGAAAUCGCGGCUGCUUGCAGACAAUAACGUUGCCGGGGGGACACACAAAAACGAUGCUACGGCGAUAGGCAGAAGCAGUGCGGGAGCAACGGUGUCACUCAGCGGGACGCAAAGUCAAAACCGAUCUGAAUUCAACCCAAGCAUGGUAGUUGCGAGCGACACACGCGUUGGCGCACCAAUGAUGGAUCGGACAACGACGUUGUGGAGAGUAUAGUCAGAAAUUUCACUGUAGAUGAUCGCUUUUACCGUUGACUAGGUCGAUGAAGAGAAGCAGUAAAUAAAUCAAAGCGAAUUUCUACGAACAAAUUCAGUAAAGCAGAAAAUCGGAGUCUGGUAGUGGUAUCUUGGUAAAUCUAAAACACAACAGGCGAAUACGACGGGCCAUAAGUCGGUGCCACACUUCAAGGCAGAAGAUUUUGGCGUGCGUACAGGUGGAUUCCAUAUCUUGUGCAAAAGUGUCGUACGCACCAGAAUCACCAGAUUGCAACAGGAAUGACAAACUUGCCUUUAAGGUCAUGCAUUCGACGGCACUAGCUCUAGAACCGCUCCCAUAUUGGCGGUGUCAAGUGCGAAGCAGUCCCUGACAUGCAUUUUUUUUCUGUUUUUCCAUGCGCUAAAUUGUUUUUACAUGCGCGAGUGCGAAGACGGACGGCUAGGACACUUUUGCCGGGCAUAUUGUAGCGGUUAGAGCAAGUGGAGACCCUGAAGGGCGAACCGCUUGGGAUAACAAAUCGCGACGCGCUCAAGACGAGGUAG